UUCGCCGUCGAUUUCCGUCUGAGGUCUAAGUGCAGCGUCGAGACAAACUGGCAAGAUUCAUCAGCACCACCUCCAACAACAAAACUGUACAAUGAACCUGCUAGUUUUAUCUCCCUCUCUCGAUAUCCGCUUCUUCGCGGUUGUACUGCUGGUGAUGGGCCUUUUUACUCCUGUACAAGCAGAAAUCACCAGUCUGGACUCAGGCAACAUAGAUGACGUCCUAAAUAAUGCUGGGGUGGCAAUAGUCAAUUUUUAUGCAGACUGGUGCAGGUUCAGUCAGAUGCUUCAUCCAAUCUUUGAGGAGUCAUCUAACAUAGUGAGGGAGGAGUUCCCUGAAACCAAGCAGGUGGUCUUUGCCCGUGUCGACUGUGACCAACACUCGGACAUAGCCCAGCGGUACCGCAUCAGCAAGUAUCCAACGUUGAAGUUGUUCCGCAAUGGGAUGAUGAUGAAGAGGGAGUACAGGGGUCAGAGGUCGGUGGCGGCCAUUGCUGACUUCAUCCGCCAGCAGCAGGUCGACCCAGUGAAAGAGAUUAACUCAAUGGAGGAGAUUAAAACUCUUGAUAGGAGCAAGAGAAAUGUCAUUGCUUACUUCGAAAAAAGGGACUCUGAAAACUACCACGCCUUUUCAAAAGUUGCCAACAUACUCCGUGAUGACUGCACGUUCUUGGCUGCCUUUGGAGCCGUAUCUGAGGCCGAACGCUUCAGUGGAGACAAUGUCAUCUACAAGCCUAUGGGGGAAAGCGCCCCGGACAUGGUCUACCUCGGCUCCCUUAGCAAUUUUGAUCUGACCUACGCCUGGACCCAGGACAAGUGUGUCCCUCUGGUCAGGGAGAUCACCUUUGAAAAUGGAGAGGAGCUGACGGAAGAAGGAAUCCCUUUCCUCAUUUUAUUCCACGUUAAAGAAGACACCGAGAGUUUGGAGAAGUUCCAGCAUGAAGUAGCUCGCCAGCUCAUCAGCGAGAAAGGAUCUAUAAACUUCCUGCACGCAGACUGCGAGAAGUUCCGUCAUCCUCUGCUCCAUAUCCAGAAAACUCCUGCCGAUUGUCCCGUCAUUGCAAUCGACUCAUUCAGACACAUGUAUGUCUAUCCCGACUUUAAAGACCUCAAUAUCCCUGGCAAGCUGAGACAGUUUGUGCUGGACCUUCACUCUGGGAAGCUCCACCGAGAGUUUCACCAUGGCCCUGACCCCACGGACAGUACGCCCGGACAGGAGGAGACGGGAGGGGAAUUGGCCAGCAGCCCUCCAGAGAGCUCGUUCCAGAAGCUGGCGCCCAGUGAGACUCGCUACACCAUCCUCAGUCGGGACCGUGACGAGCUGUGACCUCAACAGCCUUCCAGUGAGCCUGUGACUCAAUGCCAUGCCCCAGGGUCAGGGAGGGAGGGAGGGGGGUUAGGGUUGGGAAAGGCAGCGGGACACAACAACAACACCCAACACCCUCACUGAAGGGAGAGAUCUACGGAAGAGGAGGAGAAUUAAGGGGGGAGAAGAAGGAGAAAAAGAAGAACGGGAGUUCAGUCCACGACACAACCACGUUGGAAUAACCUAUAUUUUCAUAACUCUUUCACGUACAGUUUUUAUUUUGGAUCAAAAGGAGGGGGGUAAAGAAGGAAUCGUGUGUGGGUUAGGGGCAUUAGGGCAUCAAAAGAAGUGUUUUUACUUUUAUUUUUUGGAGCUUGUAAAUAUGUUUAUGCUACAUGGGAGUCUCAUUGCUGGUCUAAAUUAAAUGCAGUUUUCUUUAUUUUAUUCCUUUCUUUUACAUCACCCCGCUUUUUGUAAAGAAAAAUAACAGCUGUUCCCUCACUCCAGUUGUACGGUUCUUAUCUGUGGCUAGUCAAAUUUAGCCUGUCCAAUAGGAGACUUUUGUUGAGUGUCCAUGACUGCAUGGUCGCAUCUCAACAUGACCAACUCUAGUUUAAUUCAUUUGUAAAUUUGUAAGUUAUCACAAUACAACCGUUUGAAGUAGCUUUAUCUCCACAUCUUCUGCACACACACAUUCUGAAAGAAGAGAAAAAAUACAAUUUGAAAUACAUGGUAGCAGUCAUCAUUUUAAACCAUGACUUGACACAGAAGAUUAAGAGUCUACUCCACCCUAUGAGAUGCACCCCUUCUCUCCCUGGUACUAAAUGGUUAUUGAUAAUAGUGUAUCUUACAGUGCUUAUAAAAAGUAUUGCUCCCUCGGAUUUUAUACACUGUUUAACAACAAUGGAUGUAAUUAGGAUUUUAUUUUUCACCCUGAUCAAGAGAAAAUACUGUAAUGUCAAAGCGGAUGAGCCUUAUGGCCACGAUACUAAAUUGUGUUUAGUAAAGCAAAACAAAAAAGAUCAUGACCCAAACAGGAAGCCCGGCGGGCUCCUUGGUAGCUGGGCGGCUUCCUGGUGCAAACGUACAGCUGUAGAUAAAUGUCUACUAUCUCUAACCUUAAGCUAAAACUACACCGGAUUUCGAAGGAUAAUGUGAAAAAAAAAUUCACGUCCAGAUGUGUAGAACUGUUACAGGCCUAUUGAUAAGGCUGUAACUGUUGCCAAAGGUGCCUCUUGUAAUUAUUGUCUUGAAGGACUUGAAAAAUUGUGCAAUUCAUCCAAGAAAUCGGAGUAUCUUAUUUUUCUGCAGUGGCUCAAAUGCUCAUGAUCGCCACCACUGUAAAAUCUCAAAAGUCAAAGGGGGCUGGAUACAUUUGUGCUCCCAGGGAUCUAAUCGAGAAACACAUUUGUUUUGCAAUGAUGUACUUUCAAAUGAUCCCAAAUUCAUGACAUGGCUGUUUUUUCUGUUAUCUGUUGUCAAAUGUGUCAUCAUGCUGGGGGAGAAAAUACUUUAGUGCUUUCACAAGACAAGAGGGGGAGGGGGGAGACUGUGAUGAAUGGUGAAAAUAUACAGUCGGCCACUUUAUACAACUUCUCUUAAAACUGGUUUUGUCUCUUUAUAUGUGUUUGAGCUUUUGGUACAAGUCCUGUUCUCUGAGAUCCUCUGAGUGUGAAUGAAUCCAGAAGCAGAAGCCCGAACCAUUGCUAAGUUUGUACUGUGCCCCUCCAUAGAGGCCGACCAAUGCCUGCAUAGUGACAUAUCAGCCCACAUACAGAGGAGCAACAGGGCCUGAAGAAGAGUAAAAAAAAUAAAUUAAAGGGUAAAUUAAAAAAAAACAUU
Molecule: messenger RNA, 3145 nt
Organism: Pungitius pungitius (ninespine stickleback)
Lineage: Eukaryota; Metazoa; Chordata; Actinopteri; Perciformes; Gasterosteidae
Gene: erp44
Product: endoplasmic reticulum protein 44
Exons: 11
Coding region: 92-1324 (410 amino acids)
Biological process (GO): protein folding
Cellular component (GO): endoplasmic reticulum-Golgi intermediate compartment; endoplasmic reticulum membrane
Molecular function (GO): protein disulfide isomerase activity
Source: RefSeq, a predicted model, not a curated record